Messenger RNA from Centropristis striata (black sea bass), 1600 nucleotides. RefSeq names its product hyaluronan and proteoglycan link protein 2 (gene hapln2). The coding region runs from base 323 to 1336 and encodes 337 amino acids. The record is from RefSeq and is a predicted model, not a curated record. The transcript is spliced from 6 exons. Gene Ontology annotation, biological process: cell adhesion. Lineage: Eukaryota; Metazoa; Chordata; Actinopteri; Perciformes; Serranidae. Gene Ontology annotation, molecular function: hyaluronic acid binding.
AGAGAGAGAUGAACUGACAGCUGAACAUUCAGAACUCGGACAGAAGAGCCAACAGGGAUGAACAGCAGCUUCUGAAAGUUAUGAAUUUUCAAGGAAGUCGGACAGUUUAAAAACAUCGUCGCCAUGUGGGACAACGCAGGACGAUGACCGGACAUCUGCAUCUUCUCACAGCUUUGAACUAUUUUACUUAUUUUACUGGUGCUGAUUUUAGAGAAGCAUGCGGGAACACAAAGUGUGAUUGGUUUUUCGCACCAAAGACUGAAUCUUAGUAAGAACAGCUAACUUUUGAACUGCAGGAGCUGGAAGAGUGACUCCCAUCAUAAUGAACUGCGCUGUCAUUCUUCUAUUAACAUCAAGCUGCUUCACCUGGUCUUCAGGGAUAUAUAUACCCAAUGGAUCAGCACCCAAGAAGCUGAAGUACCUCCUCGAGCCGCCUGUGUAUGCCGAGGUCGUUGCCCGAAGGGGAGAAAACGCCACGUUGCCGUGUAUCCUGAGAACCAAACCCAGCCUUUACAAGGUGAAAUGGACAAAGCUGGAGCCAGAACACGUGGGGCAGGAGAACAUUAUCAUGAUAACAAAUGCACACGGCUUCAAGCCGUACGGCCAUCUCGGGCCACGUGCUUCUCUACGGAAGGCUCACACCAUGGACGCCUCCCUGCAGCUCAGCCGCCUUGAGCUGGACGAUGGCGGCAAAUAUCGCUGCGAGCUUGUCAACGGCAUCGAGGAUGAGAAUGUUGUCAUUACUUUGAGGAUUGAAGGAGUAGUGUUUCCAUAUCAGAGCAAAGAUGGCCGCUACAGAUUCACCUUCCCUGAGGCGAAGGAGGCUUGUGCUGAGCAAGACGGCAAACUAGCGACAUACAGUCAGCUGUACAGAGCGUGGACCGAGGGUCUGGACUGGUGUAAUGCCGGCUGGCUCCACGAUGGAACCGUCCAUUACCCCAUCAUUUAUCCUCGACCUGCCUGCGGAGGAGAGUUGCUCCCCGGCAUUCGUAGUUAUGGACCAAAAGAUAAGAAUCACGAUCAUUUCGACGCUUUCUGCUUCACCUCCCAGACGUCUGGCUCCGUCUACUACAUACCGGGGUCUUUCUCUUUCGAGCAGGCAGGAAAAGCAUGUCAGCGUCAGGGAGCCGAGUUGGCGUUGGUCGGCCAUCUUUACUCCGCCUGGCGCUUCCAAAAAUACGACCAGUGUGACGGCGGCUGGCUGAGGGACGGCAGCGUGCGGUUUCCCAUCAACAGCCCCAGGGAGCACUGCGGGGGCGUCCCGGAGGCAGGGGUGCGCUCCUUUGGAUUCCCCAACAAGAUGAUGCAUCUGUACGGCGCCUAUUGCUACAGGUAGCUCAAAAUAAAGAACAAAUACACUUCUUACAUCUGUAUCUCAACAGAGCUGUGAGUCUAAUCAACAUAAAUCCAGCAAUCGAUCCUGAGCAAGAAUCUCCUCAUUUGCAGCUGCAGAAAGUUAAUGAGGUUAUGUUUGAAUCCUAGUAUCUUUAAAAAUUUAAUUGUCAUACUUUAGUCUAAAUUUCUGAAAGAAAAGGUCAACUUUCCAUGUAAUAUUUUCAACCUGAUCUCAGAAAAUUAUGUGACUUCUUAACACCAAGUU